AUGGGCAAUGAGGGUUUGCUAGCGAAUGUCUUAUUUCUAGAUGACACUUGGGAGAAGAGGUGGAUAGUGUCGAAGCACAAAGAUGAUUACGGCAAAUGGAUCUUAUCACAUGGACAGUUCUAUGGUGACGCUGUCAAGGACAAAGGUCUUAAAACGUCCCAGGAUGCAAGAUUCUAUUCAAUCGCUAGCAAAUUUGAAAAGGGCUUCUCGAACCGAGGCAAAACUCUGGUGAUUCAGUUCAGUGUCAAGCAUGAACAAGAUAUCGACUGUGGCGGCGGCUAUGUUAAGUUAAUGGCAUCAGAUGCCAAAUUGGAAGACUUCCAUGGCGAAACGCCCUAUCAUAUAAUGUUCGGACCGGACAUAUGCGGUCCGGGAACAAAGAAAGUCCAUGUGAUAUUCCACUAUAAAGACCAAAAUCACUUGAUCAAAAAAGACAUCCGUGCAAAGGAUGACGUGCUGACGCAUCUUUACACGUUAAUAGUGAAUCCGGACAACACGUACGAAGUGCAAAUCGAUGGCGAGAAAGCGGAGUCAGGUGAAUUGGAAGCGGAUUGGGACUUCCUUCCUCCAAAGAAGAUUAAGGAUGACGUGCUGACGCAUCUUUACACGUUAAUAGUGAAUCCGGAUAACACGUACGAAGUGCAAAUCGAUGGCGAGAAAGCGGAGUCAGGUGAAUUGGAAGCGGAUUGGGACUUCCUUCCCCCAAGGAAGAUUAAGGAUCCGGAUGCAAAGAAACCAGAAGAUUGGGAUGAGCGAGAAUACAUCGAUGACGAGGACGACAAGAAACCGGAAGACUGGGACAAGCCGGAGCACAUCCCGGAUCCGGAUGCAAAGAAACCGGAAGAUUGGGAUGAUGAAAUGGACGGUGAGUGGGAGCCGCCAAUGGUUGAUAAUCCAGAAUAUAAAGGAGAGUGGAAGCCAAAGCAAAAGAAAAAUCCUGCCUAUAAGGGUAAAUGGAUUCAUCCAGAAAUUGAUAAUCCGGCCUACGUACCAGAUGACAAUUUAUACGUGUACGAUGAUAUUGGAUCGAUCGGUUUUGAUUUGUGGCAAGUGAAAUCGGGCACCAUCUUUGAUAAUAUCAUUGUGACAGAUAGUACUGAAGAAGCUAAGAAAUUUGGUGAAAAGACAUUAAAAAUGACGAUGGAAGGCGAAAAGAAAAUGAAAGAGAAGCACGACGAAGAGGAAGAGAAAAAGAGGAAAGAGGAAGAUGAGAAGAGGAAGAAGGAGGAGGAAGAAAGCGAGGCGAAAGAAAAGGAGGAAGAGAAAACGGAGGAGGAGGAGGGAGAGAAAGAAAAAGAAGAGGAAGGAAAGGAGAAGGAAGAGGAGGAAAAGAAGGAGAAAGAGACAAAAGAAAAGGAAGUUGAAAAAGAGGAUCACGAGGAGCACGAAGAACUGUGA
This is a messenger RNA of Gongylonema pulchrum, 1398 nucleotides long. The record is from the annotation of a GenBank genome assembly. Lineage: Eukaryota; Metazoa; Nematoda; Chromadorea; Rhabditida; Gongylonematidae.